UGCCGGCGCUGCUCCGCCUCCCGCGCCGCCGUUCCGGGAAGCCAGGCGCCCCCGCGGGGUCCCAGAGAGGGCCGGGUUCCGCUCGCCAGCCUCCGGGGGCCGCAUGGGGGGGUCGCCGGGAUGGCCGGCUGGGCGCCGCCGCAGCUGGAGGACUUCAUCCUGACCGAGAGGCUGGGCAGCGGCACCUACGCCACUGUCUUCAAAGCCUACAGGAAGAAGGACGUCCGGGAGGUCGUGGCCAUCAAGUGCGUCAGCAAGAAGAGCUUGAAUAAGGCGUCUGUGGAGAACCUCUUGACAGAAAUCGAGAUCCUCAAGACCAUCCGCCAUCCGCACAUUGUCGAGCUGAAGGACUUUCAGUGGAACAAGGACUACAUCUACCUGAUCAUGGAAUUUUGUGCUGGGGGUGACCUGUCUCGCUUUAUCCAUGCACGGAGGAUCCUGCCGGAAAAGGUGGCUCGCAUUUUCCUACAGCAAUUGGCCUGUGCCUUAAAGUUCCUCCAUGACAAGAAUAUUUCGCACUUGGAUCUGAAGCAGAACAUCCUGCUGAGCUCCUUGGAUAAGCCUCACCUCAAGCUGGCAGAUUUCGGAUUUGCGCAGCACAUGUCCCCAAGAGAUGAGAAGCACGUGCUGAGGGGCUCUCCACUCUACAUGGCCCCUGAGAUGGUGUGCAACCGGCAAUAUGACGCCCGCGUGGAUUUGUGGUCCGUGGGGGUGAUUCUCUACGAGGCUGUGUUUGGCCGGCCACCUUUUGCCUCCAAGUCGUUUACUGAGCUGGAGGAGAAGAUCCGCAGCAACCAACCCAUCGAGCUCCCCAGCCGCCCCCGCCUCUCGCUGGAGUGCCGGGACCUCCUCCAGUGCCUGCUGAAGAGGGACCCCCAGCAGCGCCUCUCUUUCCAGGAGUUCUUUGCCCACCCCUUCGUGGACAUGGAGCACAUGCCCGGCUUGGAGAGCCUGGGCAAAGCGUCGUCUCUCGUGACGGAAGCGAUAAAGAAGGACCAGGAAGGCGACGCUGCUGCCGCCCUCUCCCUCUACAGCAGGGCCCUGGAGUACUUCGUCCCCGCCUUGCGCUACGAAGUCGAUGUCCGCAGGAAGGAGGCGAUCCGAUCCAAGGUGAGCGAAUACAUUUCCCGAGCGGAGCAGCUCAAAGCACUGGUUGCUUCCAGCAACAAGGCCCUCCUUCAGCAGGGCUGCCCUGCCAGGGACAUCUUGAAAGAGAUGUCCAGGGAUAAGCCUCGCCUCUACGCUGCUCUGGAGGUGGCGUCGGCCGCUGUUGCUAAGGAGGAGGAGGGCAAAGAUGACGGCGAAACCCUUGAUCUCUACCAGCAGAGCUUGGGGGAGCUGCUGCUCAUGUUAGCUGCUGAGCCAGCGGGAAGGAGACGGGAGUUGCUGCAUGCAGAGAUCCAGACACUGAUGGGCCGAGCGGAAUACCUGAAAGAGCAGAUCAAGCCAGGCUCCUCUUGCGCCCUCAUGGAGACCAGAGGAGACAACCCGCCUCCCUCUCUUCCUUCUCCUUUUCCUCCAGAUGAAGGAGUCGCAGUGGGAAGCGGAAGCCAUUGGCAAGGAGGGGAUGCUGGACUCUGUGAGAAGCUCCUGUACCUUGCAGUAGUUGCCUGGAUGGUGCCCAAUGGAUUCAGGCCCUCGAGCCCCACGAACAACAGACAGCCCUCUGGCCUGGACACAGUUUAUGCAUUGAAGAUUCACGGUGGCUGUUGGCAUGGAAUUGGGUUUGGGUUUUGAACACACACACACACACACACACACACACGGAGGGAGCAUUCUUUGUUAAGUGUGAGGUUAUUUAAACGGUCAUUGCUUGUAUAGUGUAAUUAAUUUAUAUACUGCAAAUGGUAAUUUUGUUGAGCAGCGUUAAGUCUAAGCGGAGGCUCCUCUAAGCGUUUUAAUGUACAGGAAUUAAGCUCAGGGCAACCACAUGCCCCUCUCAGGAGAUGCAAAGCAUGGAAUCAAGAGGGGGGCUUUCGAGGGUCCGAUUGUAUGGGGAGGGUCUUUGCUAUAAGUGUUGGGGUUUUAGGUUCUCUGGUAGGGGGAAGAGCAGAGCUCACACUGAGCACUUUACUGUCUUCACCUAUAAACUGCUUUCUACUUCA
Molecule: messenger RNA, 2105 nt
Organism: Podarcis muralis (Common wall lizard)
Lineage: Eukaryota; Metazoa; Chordata; Lepidosauria; Squamata; Lacertidae
Source: RefSeq, a predicted model, not a curated record